This is a messenger RNA of Vitis riparia (riverbank grape), 795 nucleotides long. RefSeq names its product B3 domain-containing transcription factor FUS3-like. Bases 1 to 795 code for a protein of 264 amino acids. The transcript has 6 exons. NCBI's taxonomy places the organism in Eukaryota, Viridiplantae, Streptophyta, Magnoliopsida, Vitales, Vitaceae. Gene Ontology annotation, molecular function: DNA-binding transcription factor activity; DNA binding. The record is from RefSeq and is a predicted model, not a curated record.
AUGGAGGGUGGUGGUCGUGGAAGAGGUGAGGCAGUGCCGAUUGAGGAAGAGACAGUCGGUGCUUCUUCGCCGACUGCUUCGCGGGUAAACCGGAGGAGAUCGGGGAGGGGGAGUUCUCGGCGGACGGCGAGCUUAAACUCCUUGGUUUACCGUGGCUCCUCCACCUCGUCAUCCCGUCCCCGGCCUACACCGGAGCAGCGCCGCCCAGUUUCGCCUGAAGUGGAAGUUGAUUCAUUAAGAUAUAGUUUUCUUUUUCAAAAGGAGCUCAAGUAUAGUGAUGUGAGCUCAACAAAGCGAAUAGUAAUCCCUAAGGCCUUAGCUGAAACCUAUCUCCCCACUUUGUACACCAUAGAAGGGACCCUCAUCAGUAUGGAAGACAUGGACGGCUUGGGGACAUGGACCUUCAGGUUCAGAUAUUGGAUCAACAACCUAACUCGGAUGUAUGUGCUUGAAAAUACAGGGGAGUUUAUUAGGGCGCAUGGAUUAUGUGCUAACGAUUUCAUUAUAUUGUACAAAGAUAACAGGAAUGACAAAUACGUCAUCAAGGGUAGCAAGUCGAUUUACAAUGCAUGUCCCCAACAUAUGAUAGAAGAAGGUUUGGAUUCCCAAAUUGGGGAAGAUGAACGAAACGAAUCAAAAACCUCGAUGACAACAAAUGAAAUAGGCAUAUUCUCAUUUCAUAGUUCCAUUUUACUCGACGAUGCACCAAAGUUCUCAAGUGCAUCAUUACUCGACUUUCCAAGACGCAUGCCAAGUUUUGAAUCUCUUGACCUCUCUUUAGAGGAUUUUAAGUAA